Sebastes umbrosus (honeycomb rockfish) is the source of this 863-nucleotide messenger RNA. Its product is annotated as CDGSH iron-sulfur domain-containing protein 3, mitochondrial-like. The transcript has 3 exons. The coding region runs from base 216 to 605 and encodes 129 amino acids. Lineage: Eukaryota; Metazoa; Chordata; Actinopteri; Perciformes; Sebastidae. The record is from RefSeq and is a predicted model, not a curated record. Gene Ontology annotation, molecular function: 2 iron, 2 sulfur cluster binding. Gene Ontology annotation, cellular component: intracellular membrane-bounded organelle.
UUCUGCACCCGAGCUUUGUUUACAGUCAUCAACCAAUCAGCUGGCCGGUAGAGAGUAGGAGCCAUAUUGUAACUUUGACCUGAGUUUAGUGAAGCGGAAGCAGCUGCAGCAGCUGUGUGUGUGAUAGAACUCCUGAGGUUAUGAGAACUCCUCUCCUCCUUCUCCUCUGGUCUGAGUGAGUUUACAAUAUUCCGACUCGUACUGUUGAACCUGACAUGAACACCAGCAGCUUCCUGGUGUUGGUGCGGAGAGGACACACGCACACGCACACCUUCAGACGAGCUGUUCUCUCAUCGACGGUUCAGUGCCGCCUGCAGUCCACACAGCCGGUCGCUGCAGCCCGGCUGCCCUACAGAGUGAAGGUAUCUGCUGGGAAACGCUACGCCUGGUGUGCUUGUGGACACAGUAAGAAGCAGCCUUUCUGUGAUGGAGCUCACAAGUCUAAAGCUCCGAGUAUCAAUCCUCUACGCUUCACCCCCGAGAAAGACAGGACGGUGAUGCUGUGUGCCUGCAAGCAAACCAAAAACGCACCGUACUGCGACGGCUCACACCUCAGGGUCAUCUUCCAGGAUUUAGUGAAGUCGGUGAAAGGCGUCUUUAAAUGAACAGCAUUCAAGAUGUCUGCCCUGGGAGGCCACGGAGCAGUAACUGUAAUAGAAAUGAAAACAAUGACUUACUAGUAUCUUUGUCUUGUCUCAACAAAGAUACAGACGCUGUGGAGAAGUGAUAUGUAAUUUUGUUCCUCUUCAUAUUUGUCAGACUGAUAUUUUGUCUGUAUAAAUGACAUUGUUUUUUUAUAUACAUAUACGAUUUCGAUGUUAUAUACAAAUGCAUAACCCAUUAAAACAUGCUUUAAAAACAAA